This is a messenger RNA of Halichondria panicea, 2091 nucleotides long. RefSeq lists its product as uncharacterized. The transcript has 4 exons. Gene Ontology annotation, molecular function: ubiquitin-protein transferase activity. The record is from RefSeq and is a predicted model, not a curated record. The coding region runs from base 1179 to 2039 and encodes 286 amino acids. NCBI's taxonomy places the organism in Eukaryota, Metazoa, Porifera, Demospongiae, Suberitida, Halichondriidae.
GUUUGUCUCAAAACUCCUAGGAAAUAUGACCAGUGUAAUUGAGGUUAUAUAUAUACUGACAGUCUACAUAUAUAAAUAGGUGGUGAAGUAUAUAUACUGACAGUGUACAUUUAUAAGUAGGGGUGUAGUAUAUAUAGAGAUAGGCAUUAUAUAUACUGACCAUCUACAUUUAUAAAUACAGAGAGGCAUUAUAUAUACUGACGGUGUACACUUAUAAAUAGAGCAUCAAAUAUAAUACUGAGAAUCAACAUUUUAAAUAGAGUGGUGUUAUAUAUACCGAUCAACUACAUUUAUAUAAGUGUGCCACGCUUAUAAACAGAGAGGUGACAUAUAUAUACCGACCUACUACAUUUAUAUAAGUGUGCCACGCUUAUAAACAGAGAGGUGACAUAUAUAUACCGACGGACUACAUUUAUAUAAGUGUGCCACACUUAUAAAUAGAGAGGUGACAUAUAUACACUGACCUACUACAUUUAUAAGUGUACCGGGCCACGCCGCUUAUAACUCUGACAGAGAGGGAUCAUUACCCAUUCUAUUCAUUACCCAUUCUAUAAGUAUAACAUCACGUGAUUGUAGGCGUGCCAUGUGCAUAUAUAGUGAGAGCCAUAUAGCCACUUGAAAAGAGACUUAGUUAGGUGAAUCAGAUGGCCAACAUAUCUGUGAAUGUUGGCACACUCUCCACUGCAUUAGCUGCUGCACUACAGCAAGCUGUUGGUACCAAUCAGCAAAGUGUAACACCUCGACCUCAGGCUCAAGCACAAGUACAGAGUCAGCCAGGACCCAGCCUGAGCAAUAAGUGCAAGUUGCAAGUGUAGGGUGAGUGGCAGUUAGUUUAAUAUGUAGGUGGGAGCUAGCUAUGGAAUUCGGAAGAGUCAAAAACAGUACUGUUUUUUGUUUGUUUAGACAUGCCUUGGUCAGUGUUGCCUUCAUUUCUGAAGAGAAGAAAGGGUAACUCUACCCUCCCGAGAAAGCGCAAAAAAACGUUGCAAACAUGGGACAGAGACAUCGUUUGCCUCCCUAAAGUGAAAUCAGCAGAUAUGCAUAUCGCCUACCCAAGGGGAAAAUAUCGUGAACAGCUUAGGGAAGAAUGGGUUGAUUGGAAAGGUACGGCUCAACUCAAAUAAUUAUGAGCAUGCAAGAAGUCGAGGACGAAAUUCGCUCUGUUGUUUCAGCAGCCGAUGAAGGAUCAACGUGACUUUCCUUACAUUUACUUACAGUCAACAGGUUGUGGAAGUCGCUCGCUAACCAUCCCAUCCUUGUCGGCAUCGUUUGAAUGGACAGUGCAGCAGGUAGUGAAGAUCGGUGGAACCAAAGGAAACAUAUAUAUAAUGGCACAGACUGAGUUGUUUACACCAUUUGAGAGUGAUCAUGAGGAUGAGGAUCAUUCAGAUGCAGAAAUAUCUUCAGAUGAAGCUGAAAAAGUUUUCUCAAAGAAAGCUUCCUCGAAGAAAGCUUCCUCAAAGAAAGUUGAAAACGAAUCUCCUGCCGUUAGUACAUCUUUGAGUUCUGCUGAAAGUAGUUACCAGAAUUAUGUUGACGUUAUUGACCUCACCACUGAUGAAUUACCAAACAUGGAAAGUGAUGACUCUGAAUUAGAUGAUCUUCCUGUUGUUCCCAUUUCAAUGGAUUCUCGGGCCAUUAACAAGAUGAAGAGAGCACCAGACAUGGUGGUUGCCAAACAUGCAAUGAUACAGCACCAGCGAAAGGUCAUCCAAGCUAAAGAUGAGGAAGAUACGCAAUCUGUGUACAUACGACGAAAAUUACUCUAUUCUGAUGCCUUCAAAGCCUUUUCUCAGCCUUCUUUUAAUGUCUCUAAAAUGUUGAAGGUGACACUCAUUGGAGAGGGAGCUGUGGAUGACGGGGGACCACGCAGGGAGUUUUUUUCCAUCCUAAUGAGAGACACAUUUGCUAAAUCUGGAUUAUUUUGUGGAUCACCAUUUUGUGGAUCACCUGAAAAUGUUCUUCCAAUCCAUAGUAUCUUCCAAUCCAUAGUAUUCAGGGUGUUGCCGACAAUCACUUCUAUAUCAUUGGGAAAAUGAUAUCUACAAGCAUUGUCCAAGGUGGUCAGCCACCUUUGUGCUUUUCUCAAGC